AUGAAAUUUGUGCUCAUUUUUGGCGCGAUUUUCUGGCCCCGGAGUAGUUGGCAACAAUGUGAUGAUAAUGGAGAGAUGCAUUCGAAUGGUGACAAAUGGAUCCGCAAUAAUCAUUUUUUGGUGACGUGUCGUGGUGGCAAAAUACAGGUGAGUUGGAAUUUCGGAGCCACGUGGCAUUUAUAGAGGGUUACUGUAGGUAAUUUGAAAAUUUUUGGAAUUUUAUCUACCGAAUUUUGAAAAAAUGAUCUACCGAAUUCCGAACUUACAGAGGUACUGUAGAAUUUUUUUUUGAAAUUUUAUUACUGUAUCUAGAGUUACUGUAUUUCAUUUUUGAUCUACGAAAUUCCAAAAAAUUUAGGUCCAGGGGUUACUGUAGUUCUAGAAAAUUUUUGCGAAAAAAACCACGUGGCAGGGUUACUGUAGGUUAUAGUUUCCAAGGAUUACUGUAGAAAAGUUUGAUCUACCGAAUUCAGAAUUAAGAAGUACUGUAGAAUUUUUUGAUCUUCAAAAUUCUGCAAAAUUUUAGGUCCAGGGGUUACUGUAGUUCUAGAAAAUUUUUGCGAAAAAAACCACGUGGCAGGGUUACUGUAGGUUAUAUUUUAUUUGAAAAUUCUUAUAGUUUCCAAAGAUUACUGUAGAAAAGUUUGAUCUACCAAAUUUUGAAAGGGUUACUGUAGUUUUUGAUUUUUGAAGUGAUAAGGUUACUGUAUCAAAAUAAUUUUCAGAAAUUUUUGAGAUUUUUCAGGGUUACUGUAAUUUUUUGGCUAAGCCUAAGCUUAGGCUUAGGCAAAAACUUGGGCUUAGGCAAAGGCUUAGGCUUAGGCAAAGGCUUAGGCUAAAUUUUAUUUUUGAUCUACAAAUUUUCUCCAAGGGUUACUGUAGUGUUUCAGACCUUAAAAUGCGUCACAGAUUCCGGUCACUUGAUAGAUGUUGGCUCCAAAACCCACACUGAAAAUGGCUAUGAAUAUUCAUGCAAUCAAGAAGAACAGCAGAAAGGUACGGUAGGAGUACUGUAGGUUUUGGCGCCAAAAGUACUCUCUAAUUUUUCCAGAAAUCAAUGUGAACUCGUGCAGCACUUUCGCCGAUUUUUCCGAUGAUAUUUUCAAAGAUCGCUUCGCAAUUUGCUGCAUUUCACGGCGUUUCAAAGGAUGUGUUGAUAUAAAUGGAGAUAUUAUAAAACACGGAUAUUUUUUGAUUGGAAAUCAAAGUCUGAAAUUCUGUAAAAUUGCCAAAAAUCAAUUAUCAGCGAGAAUUGAGCCGAAAGGUUGUUUUAAUGGGAGUAUUCAUGAUGAUAUAAAUGAUGAAAAAUUGCAUAUUAAGAAAUAUGUGACUUGGAAAAAUGGGGAAUUCGAAUGGCGGUGUGGAGAUGAUGGAAUUCAUGUGCAGAAAUGUUUUGUUGAUGGAAAAGUUUAUUGGGCUGGAAGUUCGUGGAUUGAAAAUAAUGGAAAUGUUAAAACUUGUUCGACUAUUUAUUGA
Caenorhabditis angaria is the source of this 1476-nucleotide messenger RNA. The record is from the annotation of a GenBank genome assembly. NCBI's taxonomy places the organism in Eukaryota, Metazoa, Nematoda, Chromadorea, Rhabditida, Rhabditidae.